Molecule: messenger RNA, 2835 nt
Organism: Symbiodinium necroappetens
Lineage: Eukaryota; Dinophyceae; Suessiales; Symbiodiniaceae
Source: the annotation of a GenBank genome assembly
AUGGAGGAGGAGAAAGUAGCACAGGUCAUCUCCAAUCAGCCCAUGAUGGAGUGGCGUUUGGCCGAACUCGGCGCAAGCGUCAAAGGCCUGCAGGAGCAGCUGGAGACCCAGGCGGGCUUUGUGAUCAUACUCACGCUGCUAGUCUGUAGGCAUGUCGGACAGAUGCUACAGAGGCACGGUUGCAGAGGCAACUUCAAACGGGUCAAGGGGGAUGCACGUGCAGUUGGGUGCCGAACCAGAACCAGUCCCACGGAGCUUGGCAACUGGGGCUGCAAGCACGUGGUGAUGCAGAAGCUUGCCGUGCUGCCGUGGUGGCGGAACUGCGCGGGAGCACAGGCCACAGCACAGCAGCACGCCCUUUCCCUUGGAUCCGUGCAUUACACAGGUGGCCCCCAGGGCGUGCAGGCCGUGCAGGAGUCAGGCUCGGCCGGGCUUCACCUCGAGGACAUUGCCGCCGCGGCUACGCGAGCAGAAACUGCAACGCUGAAGGAUCAGAUCGCUGCGUUACAGGAGGUGCAGGACGCCCUGAGGUGCGAAGUCACUCGACUGGCCGACCGACCAGGGAUGCAGGUCGAUGCAAGCAGCGCCCCUUCUCUGAGUGACCGGGUGGAGAGGGCGGAAGCAGCCGCUUCAAGCCAGCAACGGGAAGAGCUGGAGGCAUCAGUUGCAGAGGUGACUGAGGUUUCAAGACAGGCAGGGCCGGCAGAAGGUGCUAGCGCGAAGGAAGCCCAGAACCUUCCUGGCCUGGUCCUGAAGGCCUCAGCUUCAGAGGCACUGGGACUGGAGCAGGUCCAAGCCCGCAUGGAGCAGCUCGAAGCUUCCCUGGAAGGCCUUUCGAAAGCGAUACCAAUCAUGGAGUUCCAGGAUUUGCAGGCCGAGGUUUGCAGCUCAAAGGGGCGGAUCGACAGCAUCGAAACGGCGGGUUCCUCAAGUUUGGCGCGGGUGCAAGAGCUCGUAGCUGCAAUGGAUGGUCUCAAGAACAACAUAGAGGACUUGAGAGCGACCACCGCUAAUCCUGCCGUGGACAUGGUCGACAUUCGAACGUCGAUGCUGCGUCUUAAGGCACGCGUGGAUCACUUUGAGUCUCAGCUGCAGCCCGCCAAAGUGCGAUCAGCCAUCGCGCGUGUUGACCACAUGGAAGCUGCUAGCGCUGCCUGCCAGGCUCAACUGCAGCAGCUCUCAGGUUCACUCGAAGAUACCAAGGAAGGUAUGCAAGGGUGGAGAACUACUGCAGACGAGGCGCUGGUCGGACUUGCAAACGAACUGCACGCCUGUCGAGAUCGAGUGGAAACAAUAGAGGCUGCCCACUCGGAGGCCCAGAAAGAGAUGCACCUGCUUGAAACUGCCUUGAACGAAGUGAAAGAGUCCAGACAGCCGCACCUGACAACCGAGUUCGGUGAAGAUUGCCGAGCAGCAUUCCAAAGCAUUGGUCAACACACGGAUGAACUGCAAGCCAUCAAACGGCAGCUCGGAAGUUUGCAGAGCGAGAUAGAAGCCAACAGGCUGAAUGACAUCAACGGUCGUGUCGAGCAGGUGGAGGCUGCAAGCGCAGCGGGUAACACGCAGCUGCAGGAGCUUGCAGCAUCGAUUGCUGGCAUCCACAAGUCUGUAAAGCAGCUGGAAGGUGUUGUGCGCCCACUAGAUGCAGAGCUCCCGGCAGCAGUUGAGGCCAUGAGGAAGCAGAUCGAUAAUGUGGAGUCGAUGGAAGCCAGCAGGCUGAAUGACAUCAGUGGCCGCGUCGAGAAUGUGGCCUCUGAAAGUGCAGCACAACAUGCGCAGCUGCAGGAGCUUGCCGCAUCGAUUGGUGGCAUCCAGGAGUCUGCAAAGCAGCUGCGAUCUGAUGUGGACGCUUCAGACACAGAGAUUUCGGCGACGGUUCAAGCCAUCCGGAAGCAGAUCGACAAUGUGGAGUCGCUGGAAGCCAGCAUGCUGAAUGACAUCAACGGCCGCAUCGAGCACAUGGUUUCUGAAAGCGCAGGAGGUCGUGCGGAGUUGCAGGAGCUUGCAGCAUCGAUUGGUGGCAUUCAAGAGUCUGUAAAGCAGCUGGAAAGUGUCGUGGUGCCGCUAGAUGCGACGCUGCCGGCGGCAGUUGAGGCCAUGAGGGAGCAAAUCGUGAAUCUGCAGAACGAUAUCGAAGCCAACAGUGGGAAUGACGCCAGUGGUCGCGUCGAGCAUGUGGUUUCUGAAAGUGCAGCAUGUCGUGCGCAGCUGCAGGAGCUUGCCGCAUCGAUUGGUGGCAUCCAGGAGUCUGUAAAGCUGAAUGACAUCAGUGGCCGCGUCGAGGACGUGGUUUCUGAAAGCACAGCAGGUCGUGCGCAGUUGCAGGAGCUUGCCGCAUCGCUUGGUGCCAUUCAAGAGUCUGUAAAGCAGCUGGAAAUUGUCGUGAGCCCGCUAGAUGCAGAGCUACCGGCGGCAGUUGAGGCCAUGAGGAAGCAGAUCGAUAACGUGGAGUCGAUGGAAGCCAGCAGGCUGAAUGACAUCAGUGGCCGCAUCGAGCAUGUGGCUUCUGAAAGUGCAGCACAACAUGCGCAGCUGCAGGAGCUUGCAGCAUCAUUUGGUGGCAUCCAGGAGUCUCUCAAGAGGCUGGAAGGUGUUGUGCGCCCACUCGAUGCAGAGCUGCCGGCGGCAGUUGAGGCCAUGAAGAAGCAGAUCGAUACGGUGGAGUCGAUGGACGCCAGCAGGCUGAAUGACCUACACGGCCGCAUCGAGCAUGCGGUUUCUGAAAGCGCAGCAGGAAGUGCACAGCUGCGGGAGCUUGCAGCAUCGAUUGGUGGCAUUCAAGAGUCUGUAAAGCAGCUGGAAAGUGUCGUGGUGCCGCUAGAUGCAGCGAUGCCG